GCAGUCUCUGCUGGGCCCGUCUGACAAUCCUGGUGGUGUUCGUCGACCAGGUGUGAAGUCUGCUGUCACCAUGUCUGACGUUGAGGAAGUGGAUCAGUACGAGGACGAGGAAGCCCAGGAGGAGGUAGUAGAAGUAGAAGUAGCCCCUGAGGCGGAGGCCCAGGUAGAAGCAGAACCAGAAGUAGAGCCUGAACCAGAAGCAGAGCCAGAACCAGAACAAGAACCAGAACCUGAGGAGGAAGAGGCCUAUGAAGAAGAAGAGGAAAAGCCAAAGUUCAAACCCUCUGCUCCGAAGAUCCCUGAUGGCGAGAAAGUAGACUUUGAUGACAUCCAGAAGAAACGUCAAAACAAAGACCUGGUCGAGCUGCAGUCGCUGAUCGAUGCUCACUUUGAGUGCAGAAAGAAGGAAGAAGAGGAGCUCAUUGCUCUCAAAGAAAGAAUUGAGAAGCGCCGCGCUGAGCGAGCUGAGCAGCAGAGGAUUCGUGCUGAGAAGGAUAAAGAGCGGCAGGCCAGGCGGGAGGCUGAACGGAUGAGAAAGGAGGAUGCCGAAGCCCACAGGAAGGCUGAGGAUGAAGCCAAGAAGAAGAUAGCUCUGACAAAUAUGGGGUCCGGCUACAGCGGCCUUCUGCAGAGGGCUGAACAGAGGAGAGGCAAGAAGCAGACUGAAAGAGAAAAGAAGAAGAAGAUUCUGGCAGAGAGACUCAAACCCCUGACUAUCGACAAUCUCAGCGAGGACAAUCUGAAGGAAAAGGCGAAGGAGCUGUGGUCAUGGCUGCACAACCUGGAGGCAAUUAAGUACGAUUACUGCGAGAGGCUCAAGAGACAGAGAUAUGAGGUGAUCUCUCUCAGAAACCGCAUCGAUGAGCUGCAGAAACACAGCAAGAAGGGAGCCGCCUCACGCCGCAGAAAGUGAGCGGCUCCUCGGUGCCGUUCAGGCCGGACAGGAGGCUCGUUUCCUCGGCCAAGGCAGUGGCCCAGACCACCGAGACACCUGCAGCUCCGGUACCACGGCAACAACUGGACGUCUUACCGCCUGUGUUUGCUUAAUUGAGUGAAAUUGUUUUCUGGAUGAAUUUAACUCCAAUAAAGAAAUAAAAAAGUUUUACAUCAA
Messenger RNA from Thunnus maccoyii (southern bluefin tuna), 1111 nucleotides. Its product is annotated as troponin T, fast skeletal muscle isoforms-like. Gene Ontology annotation, molecular function: tropomyosin binding; troponin I binding; troponin C binding. Gene Ontology annotation, cellular component: troponin complex. Lineage: Eukaryota; Metazoa; Chordata; Actinopteri; Scombriformes; Scombridae. Gene Ontology annotation, biological process: sarcomere organization; muscle contraction; regulation of muscle contraction. Bases 71 to 913 code for a protein of 280 amino acids. The transcript is spliced from 15 exons. The record is from RefSeq and is a predicted model, not a curated record.